Linepithema humile (Argentine ant) is the source of this 1967-nucleotide messenger RNA. Its product is annotated as thiamine transporter 1-like. Gene Ontology annotation, biological process: transmembrane transport; vitamin transport. NCBI's taxonomy places the organism in Eukaryota, Metazoa, Arthropoda, Insecta, Hymenoptera, Formicidae. Gene Ontology annotation, molecular function: vitamin transmembrane transporter activity. Gene Ontology annotation, cellular component: plasma membrane. The record is from RefSeq and is a predicted model, not a curated record.
AAGUAGAAUGUUCCAAGCAGUGACGCCAGAUUUGAGACGCAAGCAGCAAGCAGAUGAGAGAGGGAAUACGCACGCAUGCGCAAUCCAUAUAACAUGUCUUACAAGAAACAUACAGUACACACAGUAUUGGGAUAUGGAUCAAUGGGUUUAAAUUUUUAUGUAUUCUCAUUUGGAAAAAAUAAAGAGAGACUUGAUAAAUACCAAUAAUAGUUCCUGCGAUGUUGCUAGAUGGAGCAAUAGUACUUUGAUAAAAAAGCGGGCAAUAUUUUAGAGCAGUCCAGUGCAGUGGAUAAAGAUAUCAAGAACAUUGUGGAAUACCAGUCUCAUAUAUCCUGAAUGUAAUUUAUUACAAGAGACAAGAUCUGUAUAUUUUGUUAUGAAAAAUUAAGCAUAUUUAUAAGAUACACUGGAAACUCUUUUUAGUUUGCUUUAUAUAAUUCAUUAAAUAAGAAUAAAUAUUUAAAAUAACAUGCAUUGGAUUAAAAUUUCAUGUAUUUUGUGCAUGUUUGGAUGUUUCAAAGAUUUUCGACCUAUUGAGCCUUUCAUAACAGAUUAUUUUAUCGGAUAUAAGAAUUUUACAGCCAGCGAAGUAAACCAUGACAUAUAUCCUAUCAUCACUUACAGCUACUUGUCGACACUUGUGUUUGUAUUCUUAAUUACUGAUUUUGUAAGAUACAAGCCUAUUAUCAUACUCUGCGGUCUCUCCGGCAUAAUCGCUUUUCUCUUGCUAAUACUUGAAGAGAAUGUUCUGGUUAUGCAAAUUGCUGAAUUAUUUUUCGGACUGUUUCUAUCUACAAAGGUUGCUUAUUACACUUAUAUAUACGCCAAGGUAGAUAAGCAACAUUAUCAAGAGUUGACAAGUCAUACUAAAGCGGCUUCUUUAUUCGGCCACAGUGUAUCUGGCAUCGUGGCACAGUUGACAGCAUCUUUCGAGUUACUAAAUUAUUAUCAACUUAAUUAUCUAACUGUUUUAGCUAUUACUGUUGCGACGAUCUGGUCGCUUUUCCUGCCUCCUGUAGAUCGAUCGAUUUACUUCCAUCAUGUGGAUAAUUUUUCCAACGACAAUGAAAAUCCUGCUACCCUCAUUCAAGAAAUGAAAGAGAUGAUUAAUCAAUCACAACCUUCAAGCGAUUUGCCAGAAUUGUGUGACAACAAAAACAGCAAAACAAAACGUUCAAUUCUUUCGAAAAUAAAAAACGCGUAUAAGCUGCUGUGGAAACAUUUCUUACAAGCUUAUACUAAUUAUCACGUAAUUAAAUGGUCAGCUUGGUGGGCUUUAUCUACUUGUGGCUACGUCUUAGUUGAAAUAUACUCGCAAUUGCUGUGGCAAACUGCCGUAAAAACUGGCGAUAAAAUAUAUAAUGGUGCUGUAGACUUUGCGUACGCGAUAAUAGGUGCAAUGAGUGUAUUUGCUGUAGGAAAAAUACGAUUAAACUGGAUACUAGUGGGAGAUAUAAUGUGUUCUGUAUUUGCGUUUUUAGGAGGUGCUAUACUGUUAGCAUCUUCUUAUAUCUACAACAUUUGGUUCUUGUAUAUCGGAUAUGUCGUAUUCGGCAUAAUUUACCAUACCAUGGUGACUGUUGCAAGCUUUGAGGUCGCCAAACGUAUAUCUCAAGAUAGUCACGGCUUGAUUUUUGGGGUGAACAUGUUUCUCGCAUUAUUGAUGCAGAGUUUGAUACUCGUAAUUGUCAACAUGCUCAUGCUAGAUAUCAGGCAGCAGUACUGCAUUUAUAGUGGCUAUCAUCUGGUUUUGGGUGUGAUAUAUAUUGUGCUGGCUGUGAUCACCAUCAAGAAACAUCGUCGAAAUACGACUCAAAUUAGAUGGACUUCCUAAUAAUAACAUAAUUCCUAACAAAAAUAUUCCAGUAUAUACGAACAUAUCCCGUUAUCCAAUAAUAUAUUUUAUUAUUAUUAAAUAUUUAUAAGUAUGAAAUUCUCUCAGAAAUAAUAUUUAAGAAAAAGUUUCA